Epinephelus fuscoguttatus (brown-marbled grouper) is the source of this 3427-nucleotide messenger RNA. RefSeq names its product solute carrier family 35 member C2 (gene slc35h1). NCBI's taxonomy places the organism in Eukaryota, Metazoa, Chordata, Actinopteri, Perciformes, Serranidae. The record is from RefSeq and is a predicted model, not a curated record. The transcript has 10 exons. The coding region runs from base 333 to 1433 and encodes 366 amino acids. Gene Ontology annotation, biological process: UDP-glucose transmembrane transport. Gene Ontology annotation, cellular component: endoplasmic reticulum-Golgi intermediate compartment; cis-Golgi network; Golgi apparatus. Gene Ontology annotation, molecular function: antiporter activity.
UGAGGGGCGCACUUUUACUAUUUGCGGAAAGCAAGUGAUAAUGUCAGCCUAACAGAGCAGACUUUGGGGGUCUAGAAGUAAAAGCUUAUUCAUUUUUACUACAGUUAGCAGCCGUUAUUUAACCCGUAUCAACAAUACAACUCCGCUUUACAUAGCAAGCGUAUGUAAACUCACGGGCUAUAACGUUAUUUGUAGACAAUGGGACCUGUCAAACUCAGCACAACAACCAUCUGCAGUUCGCAAUGGCUGUCAGGAAAGGAUGCAGAUUCACUUUGGUGAUGGUUGUUUUACAAAAGCAGUCCUUUCUCUACCGCUGAUCCUGGCAGCCCUGGAUGGCGUUCCCUGUCCAGUUCUUUUGCCGGGGGCUUCGCACUGUUGGAUUAGUUCUCCUUUAUUAUGUCUUCUCUAUAGGCAUCACCUUUUAUAACAAAUGGCUGAUGAAGGGCUUCCACUAUCCCCUCUUCAUGACAUUAGUUCACCUCACCAUCAUCUUCUGCCUGUCGACUCUGACGCGACGGGCCAUGCAGUGGUGGACAGGGAAGCCCCGCAUUGUUCUGAGCUGGACAGAUUACAUUUAUAAAGUGGCUCCCACAGCUUUAGCCACAGCACUGGAUAUUGGACUUUCCAAUUGGAGCUUCCUCUUCAUCACCAUUAGCUUGUAUACCAUGACCAAGUCUUCAGCAGUGCUCUUUAUCCUGUUUUUCUCCCUGGCCUUUAAACUAGAGGAGCCGAACCCAUUCCUGAUCCUGGUGGUCCUGCUGAUCUCCAGUGGUCUGUUUAUGUGUACAUAUGAGUCGACCCAGUUCAACCUGGAGGGCUUUAUCCUGGUGCUGCUGGCUUCCUUCAUAGGCGGAAUCCGUUGGACCCUCACUCAGGUCCUCAUGCAGAAAGCAGAGCUGGGCCUUCAGAACCCAAUUGAUGCUAUGUACCACCUACAACCUCUUAUGUUCCUUGGCCUCUUUCCCCUCUUCCUGUAUAAUGAAGGGCUGAGCCUCAGUACCUCAGAAAAGUUAUUCCGGGUUACAGAGCUCUCACCUUUCCUGUAUUCAGUCAUCACACUGAGUGUCGGCGGUUUACUGGCCUAUGGUUUAGGCUUCUCAGAGUUCCUGCUGGUCUCUCGAACCUCCAGCCUCACGCUAUCCAUAUCAGGGAUCUUUAAGGAGGUGUGUACUCUGCUUUUGGCAGCAGCUGUGAUGGGAGACAAAAUGAGCAUGCUUAAUUGGCUGGGAUUCGCUGUAUGUCUGUGUGGCAUUUCAUUGCAUGUGGGACUCAAGACGUAUUAUUCCAAAAAUAAGGGACCGUCUUUAAGGCAGCUCAACAGUAAGAGCCCAGAGCUCGAGUUGCCAUUACUGCGGCAGAAGGGAGACGAAAGGGACGAUUCAGCUGCUGAAUACAAUGACGAAGAUGAGGAGCAAGAAAUCACUCUACACUGACAUCCCAGGAUACAGGCCACUGAAGUCUAGACUGUCUUCAUACUACUCAUUCCUUUACAACUGUUCCAACAGACUGACUGGACGGUGACGCCAAAGCUUUAGAGCAUCCAAAAACUGUCAUGUUCUGGACACACUGCCACAAAAACAGGGAGCAGCCUCUUCAGCUCUUUUCUUCCACCAAUCAUGUUUUUGGGCCAGGCCAGGGCCUCAUUGGCUCGCUGUAUAUUAACUGUGGGCUUGACACAAGUUACAAUCUUUUGCCUUAGGGGAGCUUAAAAAGUGUAGCUAAUACAUCCAAGUGUCAACAAAGUAUGAUGUAUGGGAAGAGAGAGGGUGUUAAAGGGAUACUAUGACACCUUGAAUUGUAGUGGCUCAUUUUUCUUUGCUAGAUACUUGUCACGCAGGAGGAAUAUCCUCUUACUUUUUAAUAUGUAAGUAUGUGUAUUUCUAUAAUAGUAAUAUUCUGUCAAAUGGCACGGGUGCCUACAAAAUAAGCUGUUGGGAAACUGAAGGAGAAAUGUAGAAACUAUUUAAUGAGGAUACAAGUGUCUGGUUUUGAAAAAAAAUGACUAUAGUUUAAAGUGUCCCGGUAUCCCUGUAAUGUAGAGUGGGAGCAGUGGUAACAUCAUUUCAGAUUAUCUUAUUUCUUUUCCUUUUUAUUAUGUAGCAUUCUGAAGGUUUUUUUUGUUGUUUAUGAAUUGGAUGGAUUAAUAUUAGAUGUAAUAUAGAGGCUCAGGUUCCUGUGUCUGCAGAUGGCUUUGCUGCUCUUCCUGUGGGCUAAGUUAACAAAGCUAAUAACAAUUUAAUACAGAUAGAUCAAUGAGCUCGGUAGGACAGCAAUUAGCAACUAUCGUUAAUCACAUAAUUUUUUGGUUAAAAAAAAAUCUGAAAACAUGAAAAAGGCCGAUCACAGUUUCCUAAACCCUAAGGUUACAUCUUCAGAUUGCGUUUGAGUUUGAGUUUUGUCCAACCAACGGUCUAAAACCCAAAGAUAUUCAGGGGCCUUCACAGAAAACAAAGGAAGCAGCAAACGCUCACAUUUGUGAAGCAAAUGAACGGAAUGCUCGGCCUUUUUGCUGAAAUUGUAAAUUGAUCAUUAAAUUAAUUUCUGAUUAAUUUUUAUGUCCAAAGAGUUAAUUAAUGUCAGGUUUGGUGACAGAAAGGCUCUUUGAAUGUGUUUUUUUAUGGUGUAUGUCACAGUGUGAUUAUUUUUAAUCAAAUUUCCUUCAGAGGCUGCUAACUAAAACUAUAGCAGUUAUUUAAAGGGGAGCAUCACCUACAUGAAGAAUUCCCAUGUGUUAUUUUCAUGGCCCGGAGAAGUAUCAUCAGUAUUAGCGAACAUGAGCUACUCUCUCAAAACCAGAAACCAGAGAAGAAAGUCUCAAAUUUGUGAUGUCAUCAAGUAUUAAAUCUUGAGCUGCUUCAUAGACAAUGAAUGGGAGGCCGAUUUUGUGGACUCACAGAAUGUUUGUUUUUCUUCUUUAUACCCAAAUGAGCUUUAUUCUGUUGUAUUGUUCUCAGAUCUGAAACAGAAAAUGUAUCCAUAUACUUAAAACUCCCCUGGGUGCUCUCAGCGUCAUCCAUACUUUCUUUCCCAAUUCAUUCUAGUCUAUGGAGCAGCUCCUGGCUUUAUAUUCUGUGACAUCACAAACUGAGUCUUAGCACUCUAGUUUUUGGAUUUGGGAGAGUGAGUUCAUGUGCUUAUAUUUUUGGACUGUCUUAGACCAUAGGAAUAACAUGUAAAUUCUGAAAAUGGGUGCAAUUCCCCUUUAGUUCAAGUACUGAGCUGCAGGGUCAAAGACUAUUUAUUGAAUCUAAACUUUAUGGUCUCCAGUCACUCUAGUUAUUAUUUGAAGAGACGUGUAUAUGACUACACCUCGAUGUGCCUUGUUAACAUCACAGCAGUCAAGAGGACUUAUUUUUAAAAUCCAUCAUAACUGAGUCAGUGAUUAUGUAGCUGAAUAACUUGAGAUUAAAGCCAUUUAAGAAGUGAA